Messenger RNA from Macrobrachium nipponense, 7534 nucleotides. RefSeq names its product mediator of RNA polymerase II transcription subunit 15-like (gene MED15). The record is from RefSeq and is a predicted model, not a curated record. NCBI's taxonomy places the organism in Eukaryota, Metazoa, Arthropoda, Malacostraca, Decapoda, Palaemonidae. Gene Ontology annotation, molecular function: transcription coregulator activity. Bases 159 to 1952 code for a protein of 597 amino acids. The transcript has 3 exons. Gene Ontology annotation, biological process: regulation of DNA-templated transcription.
AAGUUUACUAGUCGUUGACCUCCGUUUGUAAAUCUUGAGCUACAUAAGUCUGUUAUAAGCGUAGUUGAAUUUACUUUCAACUAGAGUAGUCGAAAGGGGACGUGAGCAGUGUACGAAAUAAAAGUAGGCUUAGGCCUAGUUAGCUAUAGUAAUUACUCAUGGCUGAGGACUGGAAGACAUGGCCAUUUCGGCAAAAAAUGAUUCAACAGUUAGAAGAAUUAAUUCGACAACUUCCACCAAAUCAGCUUCACAAUGCUCAAAAUUUAGAGUUGCAGGUAUUUCAAAGGUCACAAAAGAGAGAGGAAUAUGUACAGUUUAUCACAAGAGUCAGCAUGUACCUCCGUGAACUGGCAACAAACAGUAAUCAACAGAACAAUAAUCCUCACUCACAAGCUGUACUUUUGGCACCUGGACCAAAUCCGCAAAUGGCAGGACCUGGCACUCAUAUGGCUGGCACAGUUACCCAGAUGGCUGGACCUGCUGGCACUAUGGCAGGUUCUGUUGGGCCUGGUCCAGGUCAGAUGGUUAAUGCCGGUGGUUCUGUAGUUGCUGGACCAAAUGCAAAUAUGAUGGCUGGCCAGCAGCCUAUGCAAGGUAAUCCCAGAAUGGGCCAGCCAAUGCCACCUACUGUUCCAAAUCAAACAGGAGAUAUGUCCAGUUGGGCUGGAAAUAACCGUAGGAUGAAUGAUAUGCAGCAGAUGACGGGUAAUAAAAAACAGCCAAACAUAACUAUCAAUCAACUGAACCAGCCUGGUAAAAUGAAUCCAGUCCAGAUGGGAAUUCCUGGACAGGGUGGGCCCACUGGUCAAAUGGGACAAGUUCCCACUCAGAUUGUGCCUAAUGUAGGCCGUGCUACUGGCACAAUGCAACCACGGGUUCCCUCUCCUGGAUUCCUGGUAGGAAUGCCUAGGCAAGGAACACCUUGUGCAAGUGCAUCUCCAGUACCUUCUCUUUCUGCCCCAAGUAACCAGCCUUCCCCAGCAUUUAUAUCCCCUUCUCCUUCUAUGGUUCCAUCACCUGGAGGUAUGGGGAGAGGUGCAGGUCAACUUAGUGCUUCUCCAUCACCCAGUGGUAUGCUCAAUACUCCAGGACAGCCACAGCAGCCAUCUCCUGCACAAUGUGUUUCCAACAGUCAAGUGGAUGAUGCUGCAUAUAGGGAAAAGGUACGUGAACUUAGCAAGUACAUUGAACCCCUGCGUCGUGUUAUAGAAAGAAUUGGAAAUGAAGAUGUUGAAAAGUCAAGAAAGAUGAAACAGCUAUAUGAAAUCUUAAGGAAUCCCCAGAGACGGAUGUCAAUGGAAACUCUUAAGAAAUGUGAAGAUGUCUUGAAGAGGCUGGAAAUAAAAGAAGAAGAUGGGACAGCUGCACCACCAAGUAUGGAAAAUAGAAUUGCCAGUCUUGUAGAUGCUGUAAACAAUGCUUUCAAACAUUCCUGGGGUUCCCAUACAGUACACCGUACUUUUUCACCAGCUUUGUCUGUAUUACUUGGACCAACAUAUUCAUUAAACCCAACAAAAAAGUUCAAGCGUACCAAUCCCCUCCAGCCACCUCCAGAAACACCAAAUAUCAGUGAUAUUGUUCAGGGGGAAGUUGCUAGGCUAAAUACACGUUUCAGAGUUAAUUUAGAUUGCCAGCAACCACCAGGUAGUGAUGACCUGACUUUGAUUUGUCAGUUAGAUGACCCUAAUUUGCCAUGUGUCCCUCCAAUUACUCUUACAAUCCCCUCAGCGUACCCUAUGAAAACUCCAAGGUGUGAUUUGUUACCUGUAGACUAUGAGACCACAGACUUUCUCAAGAAUAUCAGAGAAAGCAUGUUAGUGAGGCUGAAGAAUAUGCCACCACAUUGUAGUUUAACAAUGAUGCUUCAUAGCUGGGAGAUGAGUGUACGACAGGCAUGUGCCCCAAAGCCAUCCCUUACAUCAAUAAUUGCUAAUUCUCUUGUGACUACAUAAAUGUGUAUUCAUGUACAUAUACAAAUGUCAUUUUAUUGGAAAUUAAGCUACCAGCACACCAGCUAAUAGGCCUUUCAAAUGAAUGUGUAGUAAUAGUCUUUGGAAGUUAUUACAGAGAACAAGAGUCAGGUGCCUUGUGUAUGGGGCCCCCUGAGUGACUUAUUGGUAGGUAAUUAUACACAUAUUUCUACUGAUGGCUUAUCCCUUCUCUUAUGUGUCAUUCUUGUAGUUGUUUGUUAAAUAUUCUUGAUAUAUUCCGAAUGUUUUUUGUUCUUUGAGGUGAUGAUGCUGCAGUUUUUUUUUGUUAAAUGUAUGCAAUAUAUCACUUAUUGCAUGGAUUGCUUAUCUCAUAUCUUCAAAAGUGUAUUUUAAGUUGAUUGUCAGAAGCUUUUGUGAGGUCAGAAAAGUUGUUCGGAGGACAUACCCUGGCUUUGGUAGAAGGUAGCCAUGUAUGUUCAUGUCUUCCCUAUAAGUUAUUGCUUGUUUUUACAGAAAAGUACAAAACAGUACUCUUCAAAGGACUUUUGUUUAGUGUGGAUUUUUGUUUUGAAGUGGUAGUUGGCCAUCUUUUUUUCCUGUCUAUUUAACUGGAAAAAGUGAAGUGUUCUUAUCUAUAGAAAAGGUAGAAGUUUAUCUUUGUUAGAUUCUUACUUAGUGCCUUUGUUUAUUCUCUUGUUCAGUUUCUGGAGUGUUACUGUGAGCCAGUUCAAGGGCUGUAAGGAACUGAUGUUAUUGACAUUUAACAACUGCCUCCCACAGAUUUUACAUACAAACUAGUGUAGGGUUUAAUAAGCAAGUUAAACUCUUCCGAUAUGAGAGUCCCAUAGAAAAAUUUUACUUUUUAAUUUGGAACUAUUCAUUUCCAAUUAUUUUGAUUUGAGGAAAAUACAUAUAUACUGUGAUUAUAUAAAGUAGAAUUUCAUCUUGGGAGAUAAUUUAAUCACUUGCUGUUAUUGGUCAUUCUUUACAGUGUUCUGAAAGUAUUAUUUAACUUAACUGUAUGUAGUACCAGUUGUUUUCAUCAUAUAAAUUUUUAAGCAUAUACCUUGUUGGUUUUAUAUAUGACCUAUGUGAUCAGCAUCCAGCAACAACUGAUGUAAACUGUUAUCUUUAUCAUUCAUUUUGAGAGAUAAAUAGAUGAAUGUUGCAUUGCGGUUGGUAUUGCGAAUUGUUUAAAAAGUUAACAAUUCCUUCAAGUUAUCUUUUCUUCAAAGAAUUGUGUAACCAUAAUGAUGUAAUAAGCAUCUAGCUUCUUCAGUCAUUUUGAAAUUACUACAGCAUAAGAAAUGAGUACUAAAGCAAGGAGAGAAAAAGAUGAGAUUAGGUCAGGGUUACUCUCCCCUUAUGUGAACUAUCUUUUGAUGAUUUAUCUCAACACUGAGGAUAUGUUGUCCUGUUUAUUGUUCUUCAUUAUUUUGUUAUCUGUUCUCUCACAAAUUAUAAUAGGAUUAAUUUGUGUGAACACAUAUAAAGCAUUUUUGACAUUACUAUUCCAACCUUUAUUUUGUGUGAAGUUCCAUCCAUCCAGCACUGCAGAAAAAUGACUUGUGAAUAGGGUUGUUCACUCUUAGUUUCUGUAAUAACUGCCAUGGUACCAAUUUUCCAUGCUCCAGUUUGGUUGAUCGACUCUGCAGUGUACCAGCUGUUGAGGGCUUAUUUAAACUGAAGAUUUUUAUGUAAUUAAACAAAUUAAACAAUAGUCAAAUUUUAAGACAGGAUCAAUGUUAGUAAUUAUUAUUUUUUUUAUUUUUUUUUUAAUGAACAUGCAGUGCAGUGCAGUAUUCUCAAGGUCUGUUUCUGUCAAUAAUCUUUCUAAAGGCGAAGAGAAAUUAAUUUUCAUAAUGGAAAAUACAGGGGGAAUAUUUAAUUACCAUGGUCAGAACACUAUUUCCAGUUAACAUAAUUUAACUAGGCGUUCUUCUUUCAGUCAUCUUGCAUCAUUCUUUUAUACUACAUUCUAGAAAUCAGCAGAUGUAAAGAUGACUUUUCUCCUAAAUUUUUCAGUUAUGCCUUAUGCAUAUUCUCUAAUGCAGAUGCCUGUGUGUCUCUAAAAGAUGGUGUGAUAAAGUUCAUUGAAAGUAAGCACAGAUGGUGGUUUCUGUGCUUAAGACUUUACUAAAGGUUGUGAUUUUGUUUUUUCUGUAAUUUCAUGUGGGAUAUCUUAAUGCUCUGCAUUUAACUUGCAUAGAAAUUAUUUACUAAACUACUAUAAUUUUGAACUACCCGGUAGGUAAAAUGGGAUUUUAACCAAUUGAUCUGGUCACACUGGCCUUGUUUGCCAUGUAAGGUAAUGCAAGUGCAAGAUGAUGAUAUGGUGUCCUGUUCUGCAUUUAAAUUGUGAAGAAAAAAAUACAUAUAUGGAAAGUUGAAAAUGUCAGUAGUAAAGUUGAAAAUGUCAGUUUAGGUUGACUUUAUCAGGGAAUUUAUCAAUGUAAAAUGUACCUAGGUAUUUAUCUGUGUAAAAUGUACCAAGGUUACUAUCAUGUCUGGCCUUGGAUAAAGAUAUAUCACCACAUCUGAGGUUCACAACAGCCAUUUGACCAUGAGAGAGAUAUAAUGUCAGGAUUUAUUAUGAUUUUGUCAAAGAAAGUAGAGGCUGUGUUGUAUCCUUAAAAAAAAAUCUUGAGGAAAAAGGAGUAUAAAGUAGGCUGCUUAUAUGGAGCUUAAACCUUGUUUUCAAGGUAAUCAUUGUCACAGUUGGUGGGAGGUCUAAUUCCUUGUUUUCAAGGGAAUCAUUGUCACAGUUGGUGGAAGAACUUACAUUAUUCAAGAGAACUCUCAAAACUAGACAAAAUCAAACUUAUAUUAUUGCUGGCACUCAUGAGACCCGUAGGUGAACAUUUUAUAAUGCUUAGAGAAUGUUGAUGGUAUUAAAAAUGCCCUACAUUGAAGUGUGGAAAGCACCUCAGUGGCGUGGUUGGUUUGGUGUUUGCUUCUCACCUCGGUGGUCGCGGGUUCGAUUCUCGGCCAUUCCAUUGAGGAGUGAGAGAUGUGAAUUUUUGGUGAUAGAAGUUCACUCUCGACGUGGUUCAGAAGUCACGUAAAGCCGUUGGUCCCGUUGCUGAAUAACCACUGGUUCCAUGCAAUGUAAAAACACCAUACAAACAAACAAACAAACACUGAAGUGUGAAUCAGGUUGUGCACUUUGUCCUUUCCAAAUCCAAAUACAAUUUUUUUUUUCUAGUUUUUUUUAACAAUGUCACUUGGACUUUAAAAGUCCAAGAUAUACAUUUGUAACAGCCAAGUUUACUAGGACAAUAUUAUUAUUAUUAUUAUAUAUUAUAUAUUUUUUUUAUAUUACCAUAGCAUUUAGUCCAACAUGAUGUGUGCUGACUGAUUAAAUUUUGCAGUAUUUCUCAGUAUUGAGGUGUUUGUGAAAUGUAAAUGUGUAAGAAGGUCUGUGCAAUAUUGAUAUCAGUUUUGGGGAGCACUGUAGAGUAUUCAAGAUUAGAUGGAUUGUGUAUUAUAUUAGUAUGGUUUCUUAUCCUAUUAGUAUAAUUGUAUUGGCAUCAGCAAUCCUAACCACCAUAUAUAUCCCAUACCAUUUCUCUUUGGUGAAAGGGCUGUAAUCAUUGUUUGUAUUUCUAACUAUAUUAUUGCUGUUCCUUUCAUGUUACACUGGUGGUGAUGUUAUUAUAUGUAAUUACAGUGUGUUCAUAAAGGAACUAACCUCUAAUUUUACUUAUGCUAUACUGCUGGGUCUGUGAUAGCCUAAAGUUGACUAUUUCUGCAGUCACUCUUCUAUGUGAGUAUGUCAGGUAAACCAAAUACUAUUCAACUUUGAUGCUUUUUAAAAGAUAUUAAAAGCCUUUAAAUAUAAAGUAUAAAGCAAAUUGAGGUGGUUUGAAAUAACAUUUAUUUUUCGACUAUUAUUAUUUUAUAAAUAUAUUCACUUUAACUUAUUACAAAGAGAAACAUGAAGUUACUAUGAGAUAUGUGUUUUGAUAAGAUGUUUUUUAUUACACAUGGAAGCUUCAGAGAAUAAAAAAGAGCAGUACGUGGGACAUCCAUUCUGAAUUACCGCUUCUAUUAUUUCAAGGAGAUCCAGUAUGUUAACUGGUAAAAUGAUAUUCAGUUUCACUAGUGCGCGAUUACAUAUAGCUCCAUAUUCAAAUGCACUAUUGACAAAAGGGCCACUCAUCUGAACCGGUAUAGACACACAUCUCAGAUCAUGAAACUGACUGACAUUACAUUACUAUGGAAAAAUUAGAUUGGGUGUUGGAACAUGUUAAGCAAAAUUACAUUGGUGUUUUUAUCAAUAUAUCUAUCAUUGCAUGUGCUAGUGCAUACUCUGAAUCAAAUUUGAAAAUGCUUUGUGUGACUAGUAUUAAUUACAGUGUCAGAAGCUGCUGACAAUUUUUAUACAAAUUGCGAUGCUUUGUGUUAGAACAAAGAAGUUGUAAUAUCCAUUCAUUUAUGUCUUGGAUUUUAGUCUUUAGAGCUACUGGCUACUUGUACUUUGUAGGCAACAUAUUGAUAAUUCUACACUUUUUGUAAGUUUGUUCACAUAUGUAAACAUUUUGAAGUUUUUAUAUUCAAGUAAUAAUUUGAAACUGUUUAAAAAUUGAUCAGUUAGUCAUUCUUCUCUACAUACGACUAAAGGUUAGUUUCUUAAAAGUCCCAUGAUGUCAGCUCCUUUCAAAAUCUCAUCCUUGUCAGGUUACUUAGGGAGAUGAGGGAAUGAUACAGUUUUGUCCAUUUGGAAAAUCUUGGCAAAGUACUACUUCUCCAGAGUCCUCGGUUAUGUGCUUGACUAAUCAAGGAUAACUAUAAAUGCCAUAACCUUCUGUUAGAUCAACUUGAAUAUGGGGGUAUGUACAGUAGUUCUAUUUUGUAUCAGGAAUACCCCCUUGCCAAGGUUUGUGUUUUAUGUUUUUUUUUUUUUUCACGUGUAUAUUUUUCAACCUAGUGUCGUAAUUCAUUUGAACACCAGAUGGUUAGUGUUGGUUGUGAUAAAUACCAUUUUAUUAUGUUCUGUAUCCAAAACAUGAUUCUAAACCUCCUGCAUAGAGUCUACUUAAGACUCAGAGGUCUGAAAAGCUUUAUUAUUAGUUAAUAAUAAUAAUAAGCCUCCUGCAUAAUCAGCCUUCUACUCCUGGGUAACUUGGUAGUCUACUAACUUUUGAUGAGAGCUAAUCACAAGGUUCAGAAUCCUAAGAAAUACAAUCAGUAAAGUUUUCAGGUACUAAUUACUUAAUUGCAAACCCAAGAUUUUACAUGUAGAUUGUUUGAUUAAUAAGAGGGCUCCCCUGUGGUACUAUAACCAGAAGAAUGGCUUUUGAAUUUUUUCAUAUAAGAAUUAACAAACUCUGGCUAACACAAGCUUUACCUAGUUUUAGAGCAUAAGUAAAUGAGGUUUGCUGUUAUAAAGCAAAGUUUUUGUAUUGGUAUACAGGAAUCAAGUGGCACAAAAUAUUGUCACAAUGUAGUAUGUAAAGUAUAUAUUUUCUCUAGUUUGUAAUAUUUAUGUAUUAGAGAAUAUAGUUAAAUAGAUAUCCAAAUGUUAUUUUAGAGGGUUUUUGUAUGUACACUAAUCCUUUUGUAAAGCAGUUACUUAAAAUUAAACUGUGCCAGUUGGAGAA